AGCACAGAAUUUAGGUUAUGGAACGCACUGUUCAUAGACUAAAAAUAUUCGAUUCAUUCUCGUGCGCUACUAGAUUCCUAGAUUAGAAGUAACUCAAAUCUAGUGUUUGGAUAUUUAAUCCAAAGAUCUUUUGGAAUAUUAACAUUUUAAAAUAUGAUCAGAUUUCAAGUAAAUAUCUACCGUAGCUUAAAUUCCAAGUGUGUGGGUCCAUCAUCUACCUUGGCAACUCUUUCUAUUCUGUCACAUGUGGUCUGUCAGAUUUGAAGCUAAAUGUCAAAUAAAAUGCAUUUCUGGUGUCGGUUUCGGGUGUUGAAUUGUUAUUUGUAUUACAUCAAUAACAUUGCUUCUUAGAAAGCAAUUACCGUCGAUAGAAGCAUUUAUUCAUUAAUAAUUAACUCGACACUCUAACACUUGCCGUUAGUACAGUUUCACACAAUAAUCUCGAAUGUAAACUUCGAAUUACCCGGAUUUUAACGAUUUAUAAUUGAAUCCAGUCACAAUGAGCGCUGCGGAGGAGAAGGGGAAUAAUAAUGACGAAGAAACAGCCCUAAACGAAGAUUUACUGAACUUAAAUACAGAAACAAGAUCUGAAAGUGAGUUACCAAGUAUAAAAUCCGCAAUUCCUGAAGAUGCUGUUGGCGGUAUAUCUAAGAAUAAUCUACUGUCACCUAGCAAUGUCUUAGAAGAAAGCCUUGAUAAAGAAAUCGGUGAUACAGAAGUUGAAAAAGCAAAUGAAAACAUAAAUAUAGACAAGAAAGACAAAGAUCAGAAUCUAGACUUUGGCACAGGAAGCGGUGAUACAGCCAAUGAAGCUAAAGAAACUAUAAUUGAUAGAAAUCCUGCUAUCACAUCUAUGGAUAUGUCCGUAGACUCAACAGAUGCUGAUGAUAUGGAAUUAAAAUGGGAUGAAGAUGAUGAUGACGAAGGUGAUGAAAAUAAUACUAAUGUUGAUCAACUCACAGAAGAACAACUAUUACAAGAUGAUACUAGUAAUACUGAAAUGACUAAAACUAUUGUUAAAGAUAGUGAAGUUAUUGAUGAAACUAUUUUGGAUUCAGACUCAAAUGCAGAGAAUUCUGAAAAUAGAGAAAAACCUGAACAAAAUAGUACAGAAGAGGUUUUAGACAGUGAAGAAAUGGAGAGCAUAGACACUGGUAAAAGAGAAGUAGAAAAUGAUAAAGAAAUAGACAAAUUAAAUACCGAAAGUAGUCUUGUCAAAGAAGAUAGUCAAGAAAAGACAGAGGAAUUGGCACUUUUGUCUUCUGAUAGUCUAGUUGAGGAACUUCUAGAUGAUGAUAAAGAUAUAGAUCUAGAAGUAGCAGAAAUUCAGAAGAUAAUAGAAGAUACAAGAACUAAAUGCAAUACUGAUGAUGAUGACAAACAUACAGAAUUAAUUGAUGAUGGUGAUGAUUUAAGUAAAGAAAACGAAGAACGUUUAUUAGAAACAGAUAAUAGUCCAAUUGACAAAAUACCUGAAACUGAAAUGGAUGUGUCUAUGGAUAAUAUAAAUGAUGUUAAUGAAGAAGAAUUACUAAAAGGUAAUGAAAAAGAAGUUUUAGAUGAUAGUCAAUCUAAAACAAGUGAAGAAAUUGUUGAGGAGAAUAAAAAAGCAGUUACAAAUGAUGAAAUACAAGUUUUAGAUGAUGAUCAGAGCAAAAUCAGUGAAGAAAUUGCUGAGGAAAACAAAAAAGAAGUUAUGGAUGAUGAAAAACAAGUUUUAGAUGAAGAUCAGAGUAAAAUCAGUGAAGAAAUUGCCGAGGAAAACCAAAAAGAAUUUAUGGAUGAUGAAAAACAAGUUUUAGAUGAAGAUCAGAGUAAAAUCAGUGAAGAAAUUGCUAAGGAAAACAAAAAAGAAGUUAUGGAUGAUGAAAAACAAGUUUUAGAUGAUGAUCAGAGUAAAAUCAGUGAAGAAAUUGCCGUGGAAAACAAAAAAGAAGUCAAAAAUGAUGAAAAGGGAGUUGUGAAUGACAAUAACCAGGACGAAAUAAGUGUAGAGUUACACAAAGAUGAUGAAAACCAAGCUAUGAAUGUUGAUAAUACAGUUAAUGAUCAAACUGAAAAUAAUGAUCAAGAAACUACUACUUCAAAUGAAGAUAAAACAACUGAUGAUGAUCAAAAUAAAAUGGAUGAUGAAAACAGUCAAAUGCCAUCAAACUUGACUGAAGAAACUAUUGAAAAGGCAGAUCAAACUCCUGAAACCUUAGAUACAAGUGAUAAACUUGAUUCUAAUACUCCGAACGAAAAAGAAAAAAUAGAAUUAGUACCAGAAAGUAAAUCCAAUGAAAAUAUAGAGGAAAAUACAAUUUCAGAUGAGGAUAGACAAAAUACAAUUGACCAAAACGCAAAAUCAGUUAAAAAACUACUAGAUGACUUAACAAAGGGAGAUGUUAUUGAAGAAACUGAAAAAUGUGAAAUAGAAACUAAAAUAAAUGAUGAAAAUAAAGAAUUAACCAAUUUAACAGCUGAUAGUAGUGUUGAAACAGAAGAAAAAACUAAAACGAAUGAAGAAUUACAAGAAAAACAUGAGAAAGAAAUACCCAAAGCCAAUACAAUAGAAGGAGACAGAAAAUCAAAUAUAUGUCUAGAAGAUUCUCCUAUUCGUGUGAAACAAGCUCAUAGUCUGCACAAACCUGACGCGAUGCUAGAAAUACCUUCACAAGACUUAAUUGAUAUUGACGCAGAACUGUCCAUGAAUUUAGAGCAAUCGGAUAUUCUAGACGCUAAGAGUGAUAAAGAUGUUGGAAAGAAUAUAAAAGAUAUUGUUGAAGAUGUAGAGAAAGAGAAAGACAGAAGAAAGGAUGGAGUACAAGAGACCGUUGAAGAAGGUAUGGAGAGGAUGUUCGCAGAUAAUCCUGUUGUAAAAGAUACAGAUGUUACAGACAUAAAAAGCAAGGACACCCAACAAGCGACCCUCAUGGAAACUGACCCCCACGACUUGCCGGAGAUGACGGACAGCUUGGGUCUGCUGGCGGAGUCUGCGAGGGGGAGAGGGGAUGAUGAAGAGAACGAUGAUGAUGAUGACGACUAUCGUUAUGAAAGCAGCAACCAAGUAUCCCCAGACCAGUCGGACGACUCCAACGCCCCGCAUUCAGAGACCGAUGCGGUGAGAGAAACACAGAGCGAGAAAGAGAUAGAGUCGCCGGGAGUGAGGGAGAGCGAGUUCCAGUUUACCAUUUCUAACGUAGAGAGUACUUCUCCUGAGAAAGUCAGGAGGAAGGAGGUUGAGAAGAGAAAUGCUACACCUGAAGUUGAUGUUCCUAUGCAAGCAGAAUCGGAAGCACAAAUGGAUGUUCUUGAUCAAUCACAAAACGAGGUUUCAUUAGAUCAAGAGAAACAAAUGGAUGUAGACACAGUCAAACUGUCAGACACAUCUGACAAUGAGGAGAAAGAUCAGAACCAGCUUACAUCAAGCCAGAUGAAGGAAAGAGAUGAAAAGACUCCAGAUCGAGAACCCAAGACCUCACCAAGCAAGUCGACCCCGAUCCAACAAUCGCCGUCCAAAACCUCACCGAGCAAGAUCAAAAAAUUAGAGAUAAAAAAAUUACUACCGAGUCAAAUUGUCAAUAUAGUAGAUUUACAAGAAAGCAGUUCUGAAGAUGAAUUACAACCUCAGGAAGAGGACCCAGAGCCAACCCCCGAAGCCUCCCUCCCCCCCUCCCCGGACCCCACGGUGACGACCAUCAACUUCCCGUCAGGCAUCGAGGUGAUGACUUCCGGCGGAACUACGUCAGAGCUCGUCUCUAUGGAGGGAGAGAUCGUCGUUAGCAUACCGAUACAGAAGCCGCAUCGACCUACUAGACUGAACACCAGUGAAGUGACUAUUAAGACUGUUAGCAACACUGAACCCAUGGUGAUACCAGAAACUAAGAUAAACUUGCCACCGGAAACGCAGAUCAAACCCAAGCUAGGUCUAGAAAUAUUCAGUCUAGAUUCAGACGAAGAUGAAAGCGUUCCUAAAGCGCCCUCACCGCAAUCUCCAGAAAAACCUCAAACGCCAGAGCGUCGUAUCAAAUGCAUGAACUAUUCGUGCUCUAGUGACAAUAAAGUACCAUUCUUAGUGGCAGAUGCCAGGGUCACCGCUUUCUAUGAAGCCGGCAGGAAACGACGUACCAUGGUGUGCGAGAAAUGUGCCAACGUUGUUUACAGUAGGGCUGAGGAACUAAUCGAAGGCAUAAAAGAUUUUACCCCACUGUUGGACCUGCAAAUGAGCAACCAGUCCCACGAGUUGGUGGAGAUAUCCGACUCUGAAUCUGAGGAUGAGGAGGAGGACCCUCAACCGGUCAAGGAGAAUAUUGGGGAGAAGACUGCCAAGUUUCUAGAAGAGAACUUGGCGGAGAUGUUCAAUAGUACUUGGAAGAAGUAUGAACUCGACGCGAGGCUCAAAGAAACUCAGAUCUUGCUGGAGGAGGAGAUGGAUCAUAUUGAACGUGAGACAAAAGAUCUAGACAACGUGUUCGCAUCGUACCAGCAACUGACGGACACCUUGCGCCGCGACUUAUACGCCACGUUCUCACCCACGCGUGAGGAACUGCCCGUGUUGAUUAUAGUGGACAAGCCGGGGCUUAAGUUUGUUGGACAUGAAACGCAUCAUGUUGAUUCGUUGCAGAUUCGUGCCGAGAAGCGUCGAAAACCAAUCACGAGUGAACAGCCAGUUAAACGACCCGCUAUACCAUUGGGGUAUGCACCGUUGGAUGAUUCACCUAAAGAUAAGAUAGUUCCAGAUAUCAGAUUAGCUCAGUUAGAGGAAGACAAAGACAUAUCAGUGGUCCGUCUGUCCAUGGAGUUGGCCCCGGCCGACUUGCCUCCCCCGGGGACCAUAUCUCGCCCACCGCUGCGCGUGGGCAUGCCGGUCUACGCGAUGAAGAACGCCUUCGGGCCCUGGCUGAAGGGCCGGAUACUGGAAAUACAGCCGAGAGCACCUAAUACACCUAAUUCAUUCUCGGUGUGUCGCGUCAAAUUCGAUCACAAAACGAAAACCAACGCUAAAAUAUUACCGGCGCGGUGCGUGGCCUAUGCGGAACCCUCUGAUGUCAGAAUGACCAUUGGUACUCGUCUCAUAGCUUUAUUCAAGGACUCGAAUAAAAGGGAAUCGUAUUAUUCCGGUGUUGUCGCCGAGAUACCUAACCCCGUCAAUAGUUACAGAUACUUAGUAUUCUUCGACGACGGUUACGCCCAGUACGUUCACCAUCCCUUCACGAGGCUGGUGUGUGAGAGUUCACCCCUCGUGUGGGAGGAAGUUCAUCCUUUCUCAAGGGAAUUCGUAAUGGACUACCUUCUGAAGUACCCCGAGAGGCCCAUGGUGAGGCUGCAUGAGGGACAGCAUCUGAAGACUGAGUGGAAUGGCAAGUGGUGGCCGUCGCGCGUGUCCCGCGUGGACGCGUCGCUGGCGCAGGUGAUGUUCGUGGGCGACGGGCGGCGCGAGUGGGUGUACCGCGGGUCCACGCGCCUCGCGCCGCUCUACCUGGCGCUGAAGGCCGCCGAGAGGCACCGCCCCCGCCCCAUGCCCCGCAGCAAGGCGCAGCCCGGGUCAAACAUGCCUUACGUAGAAUACACGCGGUCAGAUGAACCGGAAGCGCCCAAACAGCAGGAAACUCAGGUAGAGCAACAGCAAGCUGAGGAAACCCGUCACCAACGCGCCGUAGCUAAGAAGUCGACAGCAUCCCACGUACCACCACCACCACAAGAUGUCCCCAAAAUAAACGUUCACGACUCCCAUGCAAAGGAGAGUCGAGUUGUGUACUACACGCCAAAGAACGCGGUACGUCCUUACAAGAUGACUCCUCACCGCUGCGGGCCGCAGUGCAAGAGGUCUGAUGUCCUGACCCUCAAGGAGUUGAGGACCUACAACCCUCUAGCCAAGCCCUUGCUGAGCGGCUGGGAGAGACAACUGGUCCGUUUCAAAGGCAACAAGGAAGUGAUGUACCGCGCCCCCUGCGGGCGGCGCCUGCGCAACAUGCGCGAGUUACAUCACUACCUGCGGCUCAUCACUAGCGAGCUGCCCGUCGACCUGUUCGACUUCAACCCCCUGACGCACUGUCUAGCCGAGUUCGUCAUGCACAAGUGUCUUGUUGGGAAAAAGGACCUGUCUCACGGUAAAGAGAACGUGCCAGUCCCCUGUGUGAACUUCUUCGACGAAUCUCUUCCGGAGUUCUGUUCUUACAAUACGGAGCGGACGCCCACUGCUGGGGUCCCACUCAACUUGGACCCGGAGUUCCUGUGCGGCUGUGACUGUACUGAUGACUGUGCGGAUAAAGAGAAAUGCGCGUGUUGGCGAAUGACACUAGAGGGUGCCAAGACCAUUGGGCUAGAAGGCCCAAGCGUGGGCUAUGUGUACAAACGACUGCCCGAGCCACUGCCAUCCGGGAUAUAUGAGUGUAAUUCUAGAUGUAAAUGUAAAGACACAUGUCUGAAUCGCGUCGCGCAACAUCCUCUACAGUUGAAAUUGCAAGUGUUUAAAACCGAGAACCGCGGCUGGGGCAUCCGCGCCCUCAACGAUGUGCCCAAGGGCUCCUUCCUGUGUGUGUACGCUGGCAACCUGCUCACCGACGCUACUGCUAACCUGGAUGGUCUGAACGAAGGUGACGAAUACCUAGCCGAGUUAGAUUACAUCGAGGUGGUGGAACAGAUGAAAGAAGGUUACGAGGAAGACAUUCCUGAAGCUGACAAGAAACUGGAUAAGAAAGAUCAGAAUCAAGAUGAUGAUGAUGAUGAAGAGAGCGAGUCUUCACCAUCGGAGGAUGAUGAUACCGCCUCCAAGACUGAUAAAGAAGAUGAUGACUUCAGACCCGGUCAUAUCGGUUUAGGAGUUAUGGAGUUCAAUAAGCGUCUAAGAAGACGCGGUAAGAAGAUUAAAGAAGAGCCCGCAGAAGAGAGUACUGUUGCAGCGAGCGCGGAGAAGAAGGACCCGAACGGUGAAGAAGAUUGUAUCACCAUCAGCGAUGAUGAAGAAGUACGAGAGCCGUCAAGUUUCACAGUCAAAGCUGGCAUGGGAGCAAACGACUUUGUAUCUAAAUACAGGUCUGUCCGAUCGUAUUUCGGCGAAGAUGAAGCAUGUUAUAUAAUGGACGCGAAAGUACAAGGGAAUAUUGGAAGAUACCUUAAUCAUUCGUGUUGUCCAAACGUUUUCGUCCAGAAUGUAUUCGUGGACACCCACGACCCUCGCUUCCCCUGGGUAGCGUUCUUCGCUCUCUCCCACAUCAAAGCGGGCACAGAACUUACAUGGAAUUACAACUAUGAUGUAGGUUCGGUUCCCGGGAAGGUAUUGUAUUGUUACUGUGGUGCACCCAACUGUAGGGGCAGGCUGUUGUAAAGUAGGUCUUAUUGUGGAUAGAGUAAGGUUGGAAAUGAAUAUUGUAUCUUAUUUAGGUAUAUUUAUAAUUGUGUUCGAUACAGGCUGUUGUAUUAUGGAUCUUAUAGAAAAGUAAAUAAGGUUGGAACUAAAAAAAUGUAUGUUUUUAUGGCUGAAUGUUGUAAAAUUGGUCCUAUAACAAUGAAAGUAAGAUUGAAAUUUAAGUGAAAGUCUCCCUAUGCCAAUAGGUUUGAAACACAAUAAGACAAUUUCCUAUUUAGUUCGCUAGUUUUAAUAUAUUCAACCUAUCUUUUUGACUGUAGUUUUAAUGGCGUCAAUAGGGUAUUUGAUUUGUCCGUCAGACAAAUUUUCAAAAAUAUUGGAAACGUAUUCUUUUUCUUACCUCGUAAACAAAAAAUGAAGGGGAUACAGUGAUUUAAAACUCGUGUGACGUCACUUACCAGUACGCUUUUUACUAGCAAGUGAUGCUACUAGGCCCCACUACCAUACAUUUUGUCCUCUUAAGUGCUUUUAGUAGAAAACCUAUCUAACUAUACUAGGACUAGAUUUUGUUAGUCAAUACCCUAAUAACCGAUUACAAUUUUAUUUAAACUAACUCUAACACCUAACCCAUUGUGUGACCUUUCAUAAUAAAAAUUGUGUUAAACUUAAAUCUUGAACUGCUAAUUUGAAUCUUAAACCUAUAUGAAUAAGACUGUAUUUUAUACUUAUAUAAUUUGUGAUUUCGUUAAGUUAAUAUAUUAAAUAAGUUGCUAAGUACACUGGCAAUUAUCAAUUGUCUGGUUGUGUCGAAUUUUAAACUGUAUUAUUGUUUGUUGUGCAGAAGUGGUUUUACAUAAUCUAUCUAUAUAAAUAAAAAUAAUAAUUAAUGGAUU
This is a messenger RNA of Trichoplusia ni (cabbage looper), 8184 nucleotides long. It is a transcript of the gene egg, whose product is annotated as histone-lysine N-methyltransferase eggless. The record is from RefSeq and is a predicted model, not a curated record. Gene Ontology annotation, molecular function: histone H3K9 methyltransferase activity; protein binding; DNA binding. Gene Ontology annotation, cellular component: nucleus. The transcript has 35 exons. Gene Ontology annotation, biological process: heterochromatin organization; negative regulation of gene expression. The coding region runs from base 500 to 7309 and encodes 2269 amino acids. Lineage: Eukaryota; Metazoa; Arthropoda; Insecta; Lepidoptera; Noctuidae.